AUUACGUUACCGACUGCAUGACGUCAGACGCACGCAUAGUAACCAACAUGGCGACGGCGAAGCUUCACGGUAGCGAGGACAGAUAGCUGGCAGCUUGCAAAACAUCUGUGAAAGAUGAUAUCUAUGAAUAUAUAAUAAAAUAUAUUUAUUUAUCAAGUGUUAUUAACUCGACUGCAUUACCUCAGACGUUCAUUAUGAACGUUAAAAACGAUGAUUUCCGGUGAAACACGAGUAUUUUGAGCAUGAGGUUCCUGCGAGAGUUUCUCAUCAUGGACACUAAACCAGGAUACUGUCUUGCCGCAUCUGACAAACUGAUGAAUCAGUACAUGAUGAAAGACCACAUGUUGUCACAUUACAGAAAGCUGUAUUCAGCCAAAGCUGUUGUGGACUGUUCAGUGCCUAAAAGCAUGCAUAGCAAUGUCAAAUAUGUUGAUCAAAAGCGCCGUGAGCAAUUAAGGAAAGACACUCCGAGUCAAUCAGGAAGAUCCACUUCCCAGAGGAGCACUAGGAUAAACUCAAGAACUUCCUGUACUUCUAAGAAGAGCAGACCCUCUGUUCAGGGUGACGACAGUGCCUAUCAUUACCUGAACCAAUCUCUGAUGUCCUCACCCAGGAUCAGCACCUCAUUCCACUCCAAACAAAUCGUAUAUCCGUCCCCUGCGAACCAUUUCCCAUCCGCCUCAGAGCUGACGUACCCAAACCCUCACUGGCAUCCCGCGGGUCCAUCCUGUGCCACAGCCACCAGUCAGAGAGGAUACAGAAGCUUUCAGGAUCCCACACAGAAGACCUACAGCGGAGACGUUCUGCUGAAACACGCUCAUCGCUUCACUCAGGAGAAACCCUUCACCCCGAGAACGCUCAAAUCAGACCACAAGUCCACGCUCUUACAAUACCGCUAUUACACACCUCCACGGAGGAAAGCUGAGGAGGAGAAAUCCUCCUCUAAAAUCUUCCGACAGGAGACGUACCACGGGAGCACACGGUCCAAACGAGGCUUUUCUCCACAGCUCGAGUCCCAGCCAUUUACUCUCGAUCACGAGUGGUCGGAUGAAGAAACAGAUUCAUUUAGACAUCACGGCAAGACAAGCAGGUUUAGGGACGGUGAUUUUCUUCUCUCGUCUUCCAGGAUUUCACCGGAAGGCAUGAGGUCUCCCAUAAUGAGAAAGGUUUCAGCAGAGGAGGAAGAAUUAAUGUACCUGGAGUUCAUUACAGACGUGACGAAUGAGAUCUUAACGCAAGGCCUUUACUCUGACAGGGUACUGAAGAGAGUGUUUGAACGUCACAUUGAUAUGAACAGACAUCGAUUAGAUGAGAACAAAAUGCGGCACCUUCUAGACAAUCUGCAGGAGGAUCUGCGAAGUCCCCCUGCUGCCGCCGUCACGUCGUACAGUCCUGUCAUCUAUCAGAUGCUGCCAUCAGAUGAUGGUGAUGAUCUGCUUCAUAAAGUGUUUAACGUGGACCGAGGCCAGAGCGAGGACGUCACUCCCGCUGUAGCGUCCACACCUGUGAACCACAGUCGAGCCGGUCUGGAGGACUGUAAUGAAGGCAGCGAGAUCUCCCUGAAUGAUGACACACAUCUCAAUCCCAGGAACACUGCAGACGAUAAUGAGGUGUCAGAACAGGUUGAUGAACUUGGGAAAAUCAUGGUGGAGUCUUUAAGUGUGUCAGAACCUCGACAGCAAGUGUUUGAACAGGAGCAGACGAGAGGAGACAUCAGCGAUGAUGAGUUUUAACUCAUAAAAGCACACUGAUUUUUGCUUUGUCACACUGUAAUUGUGUGCAGUUUCUGCAGAAUUUCAGAUUUCUGUUUUGUUUACUUUUUUAAUGUUAUUUUACUUUUAUACAGAAACACCACGUGUGUUCCAUGAAGUGAUAGUUAUACAGUAUUUCAGCAUGUUAUGUGCAGUAUUCAUUACUUUCCUGAAUUUUUCAGCUCUCAAUUUGGGCAUUUAUUGGUUAUGUAGUCUGGUUAGGAUUCAAGAGAUUUUUGAAAUGCAAAACCGUUUGUGACUUAGUUUUACUACUUUGAAUUGGUUUACUUUUACACAACAUGUACAAGUGCAGUAUUCAUAUUCAGUGAUGCACUUGAUAUAGUGGAAUUUAUUUAAACUGGAAGAAAUUUUGAAAGACUCAUAAUUAAUCAAAAGCUUGUGUCUGUCUCAAAUACAGUCAUUUGUUUUAGUUUUUUUAAGAUUAAAUAUUGCAGUAUUCAGGUAGAUUGGUUUAGUGAUCAGAAGAAAGCUGUCUGUAAAGGUAACCACGAGUGGCUUACACAGUUAUUUGUACUUUGAACACGUGUUUUUACACUGAAAUAUACAAUUUAAUUAACAGUUUUCUUUUAGCAGCUGUUGAUUUAAUUUGCCUUUUAACU
This is a messenger RNA of Sinocyclocheilus anshuiensis, 2371 nucleotides long. Its product is annotated as spermatogenesis-associated protein 7-like. The transcript is spliced from 11 exons. NCBI's taxonomy places the organism in Eukaryota, Metazoa, Chordata, Actinopteri, Cypriniformes, Cyprinidae. Gene Ontology annotation, biological process: microtubule cytoskeleton organization; photoreceptor cell maintenance. Gene Ontology annotation, cellular component: photoreceptor distal connecting cilium; ciliary basal body; rod photoreceptor outer segment. The coding region runs from base 243 to 1733 and encodes 496 amino acids. The record is from RefSeq and is a predicted model, not a curated record.